Carassius carassius (crucian carp) is the source of this 1482-nucleotide messenger RNA. RefSeq names its product proteinase-activated receptor 2-like. The coding region runs from base 314 to 1417 and encodes 367 amino acids. The transcript has a single exon. Gene Ontology annotation, molecular function: thrombin-activated receptor activity. The record is from RefSeq and is a predicted model, not a curated record. Gene Ontology annotation, biological process: blood coagulation; phospholipase C-activating G protein-coupled receptor signaling pathway; thrombin-activated receptor signaling pathway. Lineage: Eukaryota; Metazoa; Chordata; Actinopteri; Cypriniformes; Cyprinidae. Gene Ontology annotation, cellular component: membrane.
UUAAAUAGACCAAGAACAUUUCAGUUAGAGGAAUAACGGAGCUCAUUCAACGCUUCAAGAUCCGGACUUCUUUUACUUUGGGAAAUACCGAGAAGUUUGCAAAACACGAAUUAUGGCUGUGUCUGCAAGUUAUAGCAUCUUGUUUAUUUUCGCCUGUGUAUGGCUAACUUUUGCAUCGGCGGAUCCAGGUUAGUCGCUUUAAUUCGUUUUUAUUUUCUAAUAGAUUUUGUAGCUUAGGUAUUUGUUUUUCAAAUGUAGGCCUACUGUUGUUUGUAAUUCAGUCAUUUAGAAUUCACAUUCAGAUUCACAAUCGAUGUGUUUUGUUCCAGUUAAACCCAAAGGACGAGGUUUAAUAUUGAUGGACCCGUUCCACAUUGAUCCGCUCACUAAAGAUACAUUACAGAGCAGUCUCACAACUAUCCUCCUGCCAGUUAUUUACAUGAUUGUUUUGUCUGUGGGGCUACCAACCAACGCGAUGGCUGUAUAUGUGUUGCUGUUCAGGUCAAAGAAAAUUCACCCUGGUACCAUUUACAUGGCCAACCUAGCACUGGCUGACCUGAUGUUUGUCAUCUGGACCCCUCUUAAGAUCGUUUACCAUUUGAAAGGAAAUAACUGGACUUUUGGUGAAGGGAUGUGCAAAGUUUUUGUGGGUUUCUUCUACGGCAACAUGUACUGCUCCAUCCUCUUCAUCACUUGUCUGAGCAUCCAGCGGUACUGGGUCUGCGCUCACCCGCUCUCCCAGCAAAGAAAAAACAACAAGUUUGCUAUCAUCAUAUCUGUUUGUAUCUGGAUCUUCAUUUGUGUCAGUACUACACCUUUGUACUUGUACCAGCAAACCGUUGAACUCUCAUUCCUCAAGAUCACCACCUGCCACGACGUCAGUAUUAUCCAUAUGGAGAACUUUGUAUCUGGCAAUGUGUUCCUGGAUGUUCAGCUGCCUUAUUAUUAUUUUAUGGUGAUGGCGGGUCUUGUCUUCUUCAUCCCACUGUUGGUCAUCAUUGCAGCUUAUAUUCUUCUCCUUCGCUCACUUGGGAAUCCCACAGUCGAGGGGAAUGCUGGAAAAAGCCGCCAACGAGCUGUGGUUCUCAUCCUUACGGUGCUCAUAACGUUCUUGAUCUGCUUCAUCGCAAGUAACGUGAUGUCGGUUGUGCAUUACGCUCUCCUGCGAAAUGGCCAGGUCAAUAAUGGCUAUGGUUUCUACAUCAUGACACUGAGCCUGGCCAGUCUCAACAGCUGCUUGGACCCUUUCAUCUACUAUUACGUCUCGGAUGAGUUCAGGGAGCACGUCAAGAACACGCUACUGUGCCGUAGCAGUCGAACGGUGAAGAGGAUGAGGGCCUCGUUUAACUCAUUCAAGUAUUCUAAACCGACCAAGACCUAUACUUUCAGCACAGGCAACACAGAAAGCAGCAACUGAUGAGAGCAGAUGGACAUGGACCAUGAUGGAAGUGAGUUUAUGUAUUUCUAUGUGGAAUAUAUAUA